AUGAAAACUAUAAAGAGCAAAUGCAAUCAUGAAUGCUGUUUGGUACAUCUGCCGGAGACUGACGGAACACUUACAAAUGCAUUGUAUGAGCAUGUCAAAUCAUUAUACCGGUAUACAGAACCAUGUGGACUGGAAGUGCAUGUCAAGACAUUCACCAAAGUAGUUCCAAUAUACGAAAAUGUGAAUAGGAUAUAUGUGAGAGGAGAGACAUUCCUAGAUAGGAAAGAUAUGGACACUCUAUUGGCUAAGUAUCCUAAUGUGACUAAUUUAAUGAUUGAACCAACAACCAAUUGGGAGUUGAUGGAUACGUCGAAAUCGAGUCUUAAAAUCGAAAAUGUUCAUAUGUCGUAUACCGGUCGAUUUGGAGCAAGUUUUCUAUCGAAAUUCACUGGUCGAAACAUCAGUUUCUCCGAGGCGGUAUUCACGGAGGCGGAGCUUAACCAAUUCAUAGGAAGAUGGAUGAGAAGUGAAGCAUAUCAUAAUUUGGAAACAGCCAAUCUCGGAUUGACUCCUCCUGAUAAUGGCCUCAAUACAGAUCUAGUAUUCGAUCAGUUGGAAACAGAAGCAUUUGAUCCCACGAAACGGCCACAAUGGUAUCAAUUCAGUAACAAGUAA
Messenger RNA from Caenorhabditis remanei, 615 nucleotides. RefSeq lists its product as uncharacterized. Bases 1 to 615 code for a protein of 204 amino acids. The transcript has a single exon. The record is from RefSeq and is a predicted model, not a curated record. NCBI's taxonomy places the organism in Eukaryota, Metazoa, Nematoda, Chromadorea, Rhabditida, Rhabditidae.